AUGCAGGACGCGGCGCAUUGGCAGACGAGCGAGUUGGCUUGUGCCAUCAAAUACCGACUGCUAGCGGGCGAGGCAGCGGACGGAUACAUUGAUGGAUUGGUGGCGCGCGUAGGUGUGCCCAGCGAGUACGUGGCGCCGCUCGUGGACCGCGCAUUCGCGUUUCACCCCGCAAUGUACACGGUCGUAUCAGAAGAAGACGACACGGAGCUCCCAGAUCUAAUCUGGGACGAGUAUGAAAAUCUGGACUGGAAGAAUAUCCUUGCUGGAAAAGUGGUAGCCAACGCAUAUUGCGUGCGCAAGGGGCUCUCGCGUAAGGCGCAGCUGUCGAUCUACUUGUCCAAGUACAUUAUGAAGCAUCCAGACUGCUUGCUGAGCAAGGCUCUGCCGCGUACCAUUGUGGUGGACACAUGGGAAGCCUACGACGAAAGCAUGGCUCAAUUCGGCAUCCCCUUCCGUCAGCGCUUGGACUCGUGUUUGUGGGAAGUGAAGCAGACGCUUGACAACGAGAGCAACACGUGGAUCAUGAAGCCCAGUGCUACCAACAAGGGCGCCGAGGUCAACGUUGUCAAAGACUUUAAGAAGCUCCGCAGUAUUGUCAACGAGUGGACAGACAUCCGCGAGUGGGUUGUCCAGGAGUACAUUCAGCGGCCGUUGCUGCUACGAGGUCGCAAAUUCCACAUCCGUGUGUAUGUCCUCGCAGUGGGUGGUCUCAAAGUGUACGUGUACCAGCAUUGCCUCGUACUGUGCGCUCUGGAGCAGUACCGCGAGGCCGACACGGACAAUAAUUACUCGCACAUCACAAACACGUUCCAGCAACAAAGUCACCCUGACUUCGUUGAGAGUGAGUGCGUGUUGUUACUGGACGAUAUCGAAGAUAUACUGGCGGAACAAGGCAUCGCAGAUGCUGCCGGUAGAAAGGCAAAGAUCCUUACGGACAUUGGCCAAAUCACAGCGGAGACGUUCGACGCUUACAAGGGCGAGUUCUCGGUUUUCCAGCCACUACCAAACUGCUUCGAGAUUUACGGGGUGGACUUCAUGGUCGACGAGGACUUCAACGUGUGGCUCUUGGAGUUCAACCCUGGUCCGGAUUUCAAGCAAACGGGAGAUCGUCUACACUUUGUUAUUCGCGAUCUGAUGGCAGACACACUGAGUGUUGUUACGAACGAGUUCUUCUCCGAGGACAAGGAUUCGUCGGUCAAAGACGCUGAGCUUGGGGCGUUUGCCAAGGUGUAUGACCAGCAAUGGGGCGCUCUUUCCAAGGGCUCAUCCAUGAAAUUUGUUGAGUAG
Phytophthora infestans T30-4 is the source of this 1287-nucleotide messenger RNA. RefSeq lists its product as uncharacterized. Lineage: Eukaryota; Oomycota; Peronosporomycetes; Peronosporales; Peronosporaceae. The record is from RefSeq and is a predicted model, not a curated record. The transcript is spliced from 2 exons. Gene Ontology annotation, biological process: protein modification process. Gene Ontology annotation, cellular component: P-body. The coding region runs from base 1 to 1287 and encodes 428 amino acids.